Dunckerocampus dactyliophorus (ringed pipefish) is the source of this 1194-nucleotide messenger RNA. RefSeq names its product D(4) dopamine receptor-like. Gene Ontology annotation, molecular function: G protein-coupled receptor activity. Lineage: Eukaryota; Metazoa; Chordata; Actinopteri; Syngnathiformes; Syngnathidae. The coding region runs from base 1 to 1194 and encodes 397 amino acids. The transcript has 2 exons. Gene Ontology annotation, biological process: G protein-coupled receptor signaling pathway. The record is from RefSeq and is a predicted model, not a curated record. Gene Ontology annotation, cellular component: membrane.
AUGGAUGUGCACAUUUCCAGGAACGACACAAACGUGCAGGCUGAGACCAACACUGAUCUGGCGUUUCUCCUAUUCAACUGCACGGUCUUGACUCUGACUCUCGUCCUGGGUUUACCCGGGAAUGUGUGGGUGUGUUGGAUCGUGUUCCGAACCAAGAGUCUCCAGACGAGCAGCAACGCGCUUCUGGUCAGCUUGGCUGCCAGUGACCUCCUCAAGUGCUCUGUUGACACGCCGCUCUUGCUUGCCUCCUUCCUGCGCUCUGGAGAGGGUAGCCGCGUGCCGGUGGCUGUGUGCGCCCUGCAGCAGUUCACCUGGGCCCUGUGUUGCUGUGUGCAGCUGCUGACGCUGGUCAGCAUCAGCGUGGAGCGCUACCAAGCCAUCGCAUUCCCUUUCCAAACUGAGCGCAGGAAGGCCAGGGUUCGCUUCUGGAUCUUGUCCAUCUGGGCAUGCGGCCUCAUCCUGGCUGGAGUCUCCCUGACUCUCUCCAAACAAUCCCUUUUCUAUGCACUCUGCCAGCCGCCUAUCGCUCACGACGAUGGCCAUCCUUGUUAUUCGGAUCCGUUUGUACCCUACGUUUUGGCACCUCUAUGGGGAAUGUCGCUGACUGUCAUCGUCAUUCACUACGGGAGGAUAAUCAAAAUUGUGAGGCAGCACCGGAAGAAAUUGUUCAGUCGUGGAAUUCGAGUGAUGCCAACGGUGUCAGAGCACGUCUGGAGCUGGCUGACUGACCCAGCUUCAGGACCACGGUCAGUUCCGCCGGCCUCCUGCAAGCCGAUGGUCGCACGCCGGUCGACGCACCAGGUAGCUGGUGAGCCCUGGUCCGAUACUUCCGCUGGACGAGCACAGGGGGCGCCCCCGGACAUCGUGGGAGCGGUGUGCCUUCUGACGCCUGGGGUCAGGGAAAGGGGGAAGAAACAGGUGGAGGGCAAACUGGCCAAACGCUUUGGGUACAUUAUAAUCGCUUUCACGCUUUUUUGGCUUCCCAUGGUGGUCAUUUUGCUAUUGAACAACCUCAUCACAUGGCCGGACACUGACAAACUGCUGUUGGAGUUGGAGACAUCUGCCAUGGUGCUGACCUGUGUGCAAGCUGCAGUAGAUCCACUCAUCUACACGUUAGUCACCAGACAGUUCCGCUAUGAACUCAGGAAGAUCUUCAUGUCUUUUCCAAAGUGUCCACUGAAACUGGGAUCCUGA